Molecule: messenger RNA, 2757 nt
Organism: Chenopodium quinoa (quinoa)
Lineage: Eukaryota; Viridiplantae; Streptophyta; Magnoliopsida; Caryophyllales; Amaranthaceae
Exons: 5
Coding region: 1-2757 (918 amino acids)
Source: RefSeq, a predicted model, not a curated record
AUGGAUCGCGGUUGGAUGUAUGGUAGACGUGAUACGUUGGAUUUCUUUAAUGGGGUCCAAGAGUUUUGCGAUAGUGCUUCACAAUAUCAGAUCAAAACGGGUGUGAAUGACCUUUAUUGUCCUUGUGUCAACUGUAAUAAUGUGACAAUGGUCGACAGUGUUGAUACAAUAAGGGAUCAUGUGGUAUGUCAUGGGUUUAGGCCUCAAUAUCAUGUGUGGGUUUGGCACGGUGAACAGGGAUCGUAUAGGGAGAAUGUUGUUGGGAAUGAUACUCACGAUAACAAAGUCGAGAUUCGUGCGGAAGAUGAUUAUGGUACUGAUGGUGGUGGAGAUGGAGAUGAGGAUGGGGAUGAGAUCGAGGACGUUGGUGGUGAUCACUUGGAUAAGAUGAUGCAUAAUGUUGAAGAGUUGGAGGAAUGUCCACGUUGUGGUAAGUCGCGUUACAAGCGAAAGAGCUGCAAUGCUGGUAUGAAGGGACCUCAUGCCAAAGUGUUAUGGUAUCUUCCCAUCAUUCCAAGGUUCAAGCGUCUAUUUUCAAUACCAAAAGAUGCUAAGAACAUGAGAUGGCAUGCAGAGGGAAGAAAGAAAAACGGUAUGCUAAAGCAUCCGGCUGACUCUCUGGGUUGGAAGAACAUCGAUAUGAAGGUCAGGGCAUUUGGUGAUGAAGUCAGAAGUUUGAGGCUUGGGUUGCGCACCGAUGGUAUGAAUCCAUUUGGCACUCUGAGUACCCAACAUAGCACAUGGCCGGUACUUUUAGUGAUCUACAACUUGCCUCCGUGGUUGUGUAUGAAACGAAAAUAUGUAAUGUUGUCUCUUUUAAUAACGGGGCCAAGGCAACCUGGACACGACAUUGAUGUUUACCUUGAGCCCCUUGUUGAUGAUUUGAGAAAGAUGUGGGACGAAGGAGUUUCUGUUUAUGAUGCCCAUAAGAACGAGAUGUUCCUAAUGCGUGCAGCCCUGAUGUGGACCAUUAAUGAUUUUCCCGUAUAUGGCAACCUGUCCAGGUAUAAGAACAAAGGGCAUAAAUCAUGUCCUAUUUGUAUCGAUGACACACCAAACGUGUACCUUGAACACUACGGCAAAGAUGUGUACGUGAGGACCCGACGAUUGCUUCGGCGCGAUCACCCAUAUCGUAGGCAGAAAAAGGCCUUCAAUGGGAAAGUUGAAGAAGGGGUUGCGCCUAGGCCAUUGAGUGGACAUGAGGUGUAUGGUCGAGUGAAGGGUAUACCAACUGUUUUUGAGAAGAAUGUUUGUGAUGCAGUUCUUGGGACAAUAAUGGGUAUUCAUGGCAAGACAAAGGAUGGGAAGAGCGCCCGAUUAGAUUUGGAAGCGUGGGGUGUUCGUCCGGAAUUGUGGGUCCAGCCAAAGGAAGGGAAGGCAAAGGUAAUGGAAAAGGUAAGGGAAGAUGGUGGCAAUAAACGUAAGGGGGAGCGUAAAGGAAAGGGCAUCGGUGUAUCAAAGAAGAAAGAUGAAAAGGUUCCCUCUGGUUUCUCGUCAAACAUGAAAAGAUUCGUUUCCUUGACUGGGGAAUUGAAGUUGACUAGUAUGAAAUCUCAUGAUUGUCACAUGAUGAUCAAAGUGCUCGAUCCUUUUACACUUGAUGCUCUCCAGGUGAAUGUAGUUGUAACAUUGUGCAAAUUUGAGAUGUAUUUUCCACCAUCAUUUUUUGACAUAUUGGUGCAUUUGGUCCUUCAUUUGGUUCGUGAGAUCAAGAUGUGUGGUCCAGUCUUUAUGAGGUGGUGCUAUCCUUUUGAAAGACACAUGGGCACAUUACAACAUAAAGUCAGGAAUCCAGCCCAUCCAGAAGGUAGUAUGAUUCAAGGGAUUGUGGCGGAGGAGAUUGGUAAUUUCGUAGCGGAGUAUGUUGCCGUUGCUGAACCAAUUGGGCUUCCCACUUCCCGACAUGAAGGGAGACUUGAUGGUCAUGGCACACUCGGGUCGAAACGGAUCUCACCUACUCAUGAUCAGUUCUUGCAAGCUCACUUAUUUGUGCUUCAUCAUGUUGCGGAGGUUCACCCAUAUUUAGAAGAGCACAUGGAUAGUUUGCGUGCAGAAUUUCCAUCAAAAGGGGAAAGGGCACUAAUGCAGUUUCAUAAUAAGAUGUUUGUGACAUGGUUCCAUGAUCGAGUUAUGCGUCAAUUGGAUGAGAGUGUCUCUGAUACUGUAAAGUGGCUAGCUUAUGGUCCAAAGGAAGAUGUUUAUUCUUUUGAGGGAUAUGACAUUAAUGGGUAUACAUUCUGGACUGAGCAUCGUGAUCAGAAAUCCUCAUCGACUCAAAAUAGUGGUGUCACUCUUGUGGCUUCAUCAACAGAGUUUGCCAGUGCGAAGGAUACAUCACCGGUUGACGCACAAUUAUCCUACUACGGACGAAUUCAGGAAAUAUGGGAACUAGAUUAUCGUGAGUUCAAGGUAGGUCUAUUUAAAUGUAAAUGGGUCGAUAAUAUUAGGCGCAACAUCAGACACGAUGACUUCACUCUUGUAGACCUUGGCCACUUGCGGGAUAGUUUGGAACCAUUCAUCCUUGCAUCUCAAGCUAAGCAAGUGUUCUAUGUAACUGACCCAGCCGAUCCUAAAUGGUCCAUCGUCCUUGCUAGCAAGAGAAGAAUCUUAGGGUUUGGAGAUGUCGAAGACGAGGACGAAUAUGAUGCGUUUGAUGAUUCACCCCCUUUCACUGCCCCUAGAGUUGACGUAUCAAAUGAUGUAGACAAGGAUGCAAAUUAUAUUCGAGCAGACCACAAUGAGGGAAUACUCGAAUGA